CCAGAGUUGCCACGUAGUUAGUGAACAAAAAACACGAUUUUUCAUCGGGCAUUGUAAAACAUAUAUCAAGCCAUUUAACUUAAUUGUCUGAGGCUAAAACAGGACAUUUGCACAUAGUGAAAAUUGUAAUGGACUGUAACUGAAUACUGCCGGUUAACAAUAUGAAUGCCAACUAUAUAUCUCGUGCACUGAGCUACCAUGGCCAGCCAUUACAGAAGAUCUGGGACGAUGAGCGCGGCGUCGAGGAUCUACGCCGGCUAAAUCUUACGCAGCCCAACUACAGCAUUUACCAGGAACGACAGAAGUAUUUCACAUUUCAGGAGCGGGCCAAACGUUUGAAAAUCCAUCAGUUUUUGGCAAGAAAGGCAGCGGAUCUGUAUGACCGGCAGCUGGUAGGCAAUGUAAUGGAGGACUCGUGGUUAGCUCAAAUGAGCAACUGCUAUGCCCCACAGCCCCCGAUCGAGUUCUAUUUGAACCCAAAGGACAAGCGAAAGGCAUGGGCGUAUCGGAUGAGUGCCCUGAAACAGGGAGACAUUGUGUUUGCUUCGGUUCAAAAGGUUGUACCGAACACGAAUCGAAUUAUAGUCAAACCGUUGUGCACAGCAGAGCCAAUGCACUUCUACCUAGCUGAUAUACCCAUCAAGGCGAUCAUCAUGCAAGACCAUUGGGGUCCUUUGCCACUGGACAAACAGGGGAAUCCACAACCAUUUUCUAUCAACGAUUUCCUACGCUGCGAAGUUUGCAGCGUGUCGGCGGACGUGGAACGCUUGACUCUAGGCAUGCUGGGCGUCUACAAUAAGACGUCAUCUGAUCUCAAGCUGGGCCUAUGUGAUCUGACAGAUUUGCCCAAAUACUAUCGUCAAAUACGUAAUCUGGAGCCAGGCAGUGCACCGCACUACGAAGAUCAGUUGAAUGCAGCGCUGGAAUUUGAGAAUCCCAACUGUGAUGUGCUCUUCCAAUUGAAUGGACUGCAGCCCAAUGAGAAUCUUACGUUAAUGAGCCACAUUAAGCAUGGCUUUCCCGAGUCGGAUUAUGCGCCGGAACUGCGGCAAAAGCAGGCUUCCCAAUGGGCAUUCCGCUCCGUGGCUGAUGGCAUUGAGCACUUUAAGAACGGCCAACAAGUCGAGGCCUUUCAGUGCCUCAACAAGGCCCUGAACAUUGAUCCGCGUAAUGUCGAAGGCUUAGUGGCGCGCGGUGCAUUGUACGCGAAUCGUGGCAGCUUCUUGAAGGGUCUGAAAGACUUUGAAAAGGCGCUAAUUUUGAAUAAGUACCAUGUGAAUGCGCGUAAAUAUAUGGGCGAAACCCUGGUGGCACUCGGACGCAGCUAUGAGGAGGAGAACCGCAUACCGGAUGCCAUCAAGGCUUACAGCGAUUGUCUGAAUCUAUUGCCCCAACAUGAGCAGGCGCGCAUAUCCCUUGAUGCACUGCAGCAGCACCGAGCCUCUGCAAUUGGCGGCACCAGCGCCAGCUCUAAUCCCCUGGCCGUGCAACGCAGCACCGAAUUGCUCAAUUUGCCCAACGCAGCGGGCGGAACUGUGAACCUUGCCUCCUCGGACGAGUCCAGUUCCUCUAGUGCCAGUGACAACGACAACGACAGUGAAGAGCAGCCUGUCAAAUCGCGUUCCCAUCUGCCUGUAGAGCAGGACAAGAAUGCCAUUACCGAUUCUCUGUCGGCCAACGAAUUCAAGCUGGACGACGACGACACUGUGACCAGUGUGCGUCGGCUGUUGCGCGAGGCCAGCAAGCACAAGAAAUCCAAAAAGAAGGGCAAAAAGAAGAAGGACAAAGACAAGGAACGCAAGGAGAACAAGAAAUCUAAGUCAAAGUCAGCGGAUGAAGUUGAGCCACUCACAAGCACAGAGGCCGCACUCGAAAUGCUCAAGAAAAUUGAUCAUGCGGCGGCGUUCAGCCGGAAUAAGUAUGCUAAGAUCAUGAGCACCAGCAGCAGCGAAGCCCAGCGGAAGGCACAGUUGCAAAUGUAUUUCAAGCAAAUGCAACGCCCAGAAACGCCCCCACCUCCGCCUACGGCUACACCAACCACAUUGCGUAACCAACCAUCGUCAUCAGCGGGAGGAGGAGGAUAUAGCCUGAUGAUGGGACCAAGCACUUCUAAAUAUGCGGCCACUGCAGCUGCCAACUUGGACGAUGAUCACCCGCCGCCAGCGCCCAAAUACCAUAUGCAGCAACAGCAACAACAACAACAGCAAAAGCUCUCUUUUCAAAUUAAGAAGCGUCCGCUGCAGAUGGACAAAUUCGGCUUGCUGCGUCUGGCCACGCCGCUGAGCUCGCACUCACAGAGUCGCAGUCGUAGUCGUAGUCGUUCUCCCAGACGACGCACAAGAAGCCGCUCUCGUGACCGACGCUCAUCGCGUCGGCGCGGCGGCAGCUCUCGUUCUCGCAGUCGUAGCAGGAGCCGCAACACUCGAAGCCGCUCGCGCUACUCGAGAUCGAGAAGACGACGCACUCGUAGCCGUAGUCGCAGUCGGAGUCGCAGCUAUUCGCCCGUUCGUUAUGGCGGCGGAGGACAGCGCUACAGAGGACGUGGAUUCAAGCAACGCUUUGGAAAUCGUCGCUCUCGCUCACGUUCCUAUGGUCGUGCACGACGCACGCCAUCUCCGUUCGUGCCGCGUCGUACACCGUCGCCGUUUGUGCAGCGUCGAACGCCUUCGCCCUUUGUGCCACGCCGCACACCAUCGCCAACCUCACGCUACCGACGCACUCGCUCUCGAUCACGCAGCUACAGUCCACGACGCCAUCAUGGGCCCAUGCGUUAUACACCGCGCGGUCGGGGGCGUGGCCGUGGACGCUUUCAGAAUCGCUGGCACUUCGACAAGCGGAACAAUGGUCGGCGGUUUAGUCCUUCACGGAGCGUAAGUCCACCCGGAGACGGGCCCACCAUCGAGGAGGUGGACGAAAUGAUCAAGGAAGCACAAAAGGAGCGCAAACAAGGCAUUAUUGAGAGCGACAAGGAUAUACUAAAAAAGAAGGCCACAAACACAGGCAGUGACAAGGCCUAAAUAUUCAACUACAGUCGCACAUCCAGUGUUAAGUUCUAUUAUGUAUGCUCAAUAGUCACUCCAAAUGUAAUUGAUAUCCGUUAAAUCAACUAAAAUAAUACCAUGGACACCAAAAUAAAGAUGCUUGCAAAGCAAAUUUGUUGCAUGGUAUGCAUGCGUUACAAAUACAA
This is a messenger RNA of Drosophila mojavensis, 3187 nucleotides long. Its product is annotated as tetratricopeptide repeat protein 14 homolog. The coding region runs from base 162 to 3017 and encodes 951 amino acids. The record is from RefSeq and is a predicted model, not a curated record. Lineage: Eukaryota; Metazoa; Arthropoda; Insecta; Diptera; Drosophilidae. Gene Ontology annotation, molecular function: protein binding. The transcript has 8 exons.